AUGAUAGUUGUCGCUGUUGAAUUUGCCAAAAAAUCGCAAGACAAGUUAGUUGAAUUAGACACAAAACGCCGUGAUGCCCUAUUAAAGCUUGACGACGCAGCAAUUAAGUUGGUCCAUAUUCGAGCCUGUGUGAUUACAGGUUUAGGAUUUUUUACUUCGGCCUACGAUCUAUUUGUUAUUAAUCUUGUUUCAGGCAUACUUGGGUAUGCCUACUUUUCUGCUGAUGAUAAUUCAAAUUACGUUCCCACAAAUCUGGAUACCGGAAUCAAGACUUCGGCUGCCAUAGGAAAUGUUAUUGGACAGAUAUUUUUCGGAUGGAUGGCUGAUAGAUAUGGUCGUCAAAAAGUAAAUUGA
Molecule: messenger RNA, 354 nt
Organism: Racocetra fulgida
Lineage: Eukaryota; Fungi; Glomeromycota; Glomeromycetes; Diversisporales; Gigasporaceae
Source: the annotation of a GenBank genome assembly